GAGAGAGAGAGGGAGAGAGAGAGAGAGAUCGCGAGAUGUGAUACAGAAGCGAGAAUGACCACGGCCGUGUAUGACCAUCCGUAUUUACUGCGGUGAAAUUUUUGCACCGUCAAAAAGUAGAACAAUUUGCGCCACUAAAAGGCGGAACAUUUGCUGCUGUUGAAAAAUAGAGUCGAUCUAUUCAAGAGCGAAUUUUGCAAACGCGCUCAUCGAUUUCGAGUAUUUUGCCGUUUUUACAUGCGUUUUAUAUCAUCGUUUUUCGCGUCUCGGCAACACUUUAUACACUUUGUAUUCCCGGACAGAGUCUUUUCUUCUUCGAAAAUCCUCGAAAUAUAAUACAGGGGAUGAUUGAUCACGGCGGAAAUUGCGGACCAGUACAAUAACAACGGAAGUAUCCGCGCGGGUGUCGAAGUGCACGCCUCGUGCAGCGGGUCGACCGAUCUGUCAUCGCCAUUGUCGAAUCGCCUAACGGCGGCCCUAAGCCCCCGAAAGGGGUAGUCCCAGAGGGGCAAUAAUCCCCGCGUAGAAAGGCGGGGUGCUCCGUCAGGACGCGUUGCGCCAUUUCAGGUGCGAGCCUCGAGUGCCUCGGCGUGCCUCGAGUGCUUUUACCGUGCGCUAUCCUCGCGAAUCACGCGGCAAAGAAAAGUAUUCAGCGGGACGUGAAAGGAGCCGGUGAUUAAUGAACACGGGUAAUUAAGAAACAUUAAGGAAGGCUGCCGAAGGACUCCUCUAGAUCCUCGUACUAUUCGGUGAGAGCGUGUCGCACCCCGCUGUCCCCUCUCCCCGUCGAGAGGAUCCUCGCCGCGCCGGAGGACAUCGCCGCGGGGUUGGCGGUGGGAGGAGAUCGUCUACCCUCGAGCCGCGACACACGUCCAUUUGAAGCGUAACACUGAAUAAUCUGCACCCCCAUGCAUCUUCCCGGACGAGCGACGAAUGCCGAAUUGUAAUCGACAACGAUAACCGAACGAUAACAAAUCACAGCGGAGGCAACGAGAAAUAUUGCGUGAUCGGGAGAGUGACGGGAACUGCGACAACUAUUAGAGGAAACGAAUUGAUAGAUGUAAGAGGAUAAUGUAAAAUGAUAACGUAACAACGACCCAUCGAAUGCAACAACGUGACUGAGGACAAUAACGCUCAAAGAGAAUAAUCGCAGACAACCACGUGAAAACGACUGAACCAUCGCUGUUCAAUUUGAUACCGUGACAUAAUCGAAAGCGUGACAUAUUUUCGUCACGGCUCGAUCGAAGCAGGACAAUUACGGUGACAAUAAUAAGCGCGAUAACACUUCGCGAAAGUAUUAAAUUAGCGCAAAAGCAGUGAUACAGUGCGGCAAAACGCGGAUUACGAGCGCAGUGGAAGAAGUGAACAUUUGUCAGCCAGAUACUUGAACGUGCUUCGGCAGUUCGGCAGUUCGAUCCGAAAGGAUCCGCGCCCCGAGUCGGGCGGGGAGUGAGCGCGCGCGUGUUUAUUCCGCACGCAGCGAGUCGAGGGACGAGGAGCCGAAAAGUGGUAGGCCAUCUCGGCGUGGAAUGACAAUAAGGGGGCGCCGUACCCGCGGGGUGGUAUUAUGCAGAGGACGACGGAUUUGAGCGUGCCGCCCAAGUGCCCGGCGAAGGUGUCGCAUCCCUUUCGUGGGAUGGCACUCGGGACACUGGCCGAGAUUGCCGUGAGACUCGUGAUUAGCGGCUACAUAUUCGCCGUGAUUGUCUACGUGAACGCCAGCGGCAACUGGGAUAAGGACGAUGACCUAGUGUCCACGUCUAAAGUCAGCGCCGUACUUGGCCGUACCGCCACUUUGCCUUGCGAUAUUGAGCCGUCCACGCGAGAAGAUCGCGUCUACAUGGUACUUUGGUUCCGUGAUUACGCGGUGAAGCCCAUUUACAGUUUCGACGUGCGAGGACGAGCCUUCAACAAGGCCCUAAACUGGUCGGACAGCACCGCCGUAGGGCCCAGGGCCUAUUUCGUCACCGUGACGAAGCCCGCCGCUCUUUCCUUGGAGGCGGUUCAGCUGGAUGACGAAGGGAUUUACAGAUGCCGCGUAGACUUCAAGAACUCCCCGACCAAGAACUUCCAAGUGAAUCUCACGGUGAUCGUGCCGCCGCACCAGCUACUCAUUUAUGACAGCUCCGGGGUACAGGUGGAAAGCGUCGCCGGACCAUUUCAAGUCGGCGUGGAGUUCGGGCUGUCCUGCGAGGUGAGAGGAGGGAAACCCACGCCGGAGGUGAACUGGCUGGUGAACGGCAAGGAGGUGGACGGUCGAGUCGAGGAGUUCGACCAGAGCAUCGUCGUCAGCAAGUUGACGGUGCCGCAACUGCGACGGGAGCAUCGCAACACCACGUACAAAUGCCGGGCGUCCAAUACGCAUCUCAUACCGCCGCUGGAGAAGACGGUGCUCCUCGACGUUUACCUGAAACCGCUUACCGUGAAGAUACUGUCGAAACUAACGGUCAUGGAGACGGAGAAGGACUACUCCAUCACCUGCGAGACGACAGGCUCGCAUCCGCGCGCUCGCGUCACUUGGAUCGAGGGAAACGAGACGUUUCGCAACGGCAAGGUCAUGGAGAGCGGCAACGCGUCGGUGGUUUUGAGCACGCUGAUAUUCUCACCCGUCCCCGACGAUCACGGAAAGAUCUUGAAGUGCCGUGGCGAGAAUCCAGCUCUGCCCGACGCGUACUUGGAAGAUUUCUUCAAGUUGAAUGUCGUCUUUCCGCCUAAGGUACAGCUGCAUCUGGGCAGCACUUUGAACGCGGAGAACAUAAAGGAGGGCGACGACGUGUACUUCGAAUGCAAAGUCCGUGCCAAUCCGGAGCAUCAUAAAAUCACCUGGCGCCACAAUGGCGUCGUGCUGACGCAAAACCAAUCGGCCGGCAUCAUCAUGAGCACCCAGAGUCUGGUGCUACAAAGCAUAGGUCGCGACAAUGCGGGAAAUUACACGUGUCUCGCCAGCAACGAUCGCGGAGAAACGACGAGUCCGAUAGUGAACCUGAGAGUACAGUUCGCGCCAGUUUGCAAGAUGAAGGAAGUGACGAUCAUCGGAGCGUCUCUGGAGGAAUCCGUAAAGGUGCGCUGCGAAGUCGACGCCGAUCCCAGCGAGGUGGACUUCGUCUGGGAGUUCAACAAUAGCGGCGAGAACUUUGAGGUCGCGCCGGCCAAGUUCGACGGCAACAACGGCACCAUGAGCGAGCUCGUUUACACCCCAGAAUCCGAGAGGGAUUACGGCGCUCUGACCUGCUGGGGUAGAAACGCGAUAGGGAAGCAAGAGGCGCCCUGCAUCUAUCAGGUCAUUCCAGCAGUGAAACCAAAUCCCUUAAACAAUUGCACCAUCAAGGCGUCGCUCAAUCAAAGCUCGGAGAUCCUGGAGGUCGAGUGCGUGCCAGGAUACGACGGCGGGCUCCACCAAGAGUUUCGGCUGGAGGCUUACGAAGUUCUCACCGGCAAUCUCCGAGUGAAUGCGUCCAGCGUGUCGGCCGAUUUGCCAAUCUUCCGGAUCGCCGUGGCGGAUCUCCUGCCGGCCACGCAUUUCUACCUGGUGACCUACGCCGUGAACGCGAAGGGCCGCAGCGAAGUGUCACUGCUAGAGGAUAUAAUGCUGCGGGAUUCAGAAAAGCACACGGACACCGGAGUCAGCAUGCUGCCGUUAAUCCUGCUGUUGAUCGGUUGCCUGCUGGCCUUCGGCGCCACGGUGAUCUCGGUGAUGCUGAUGAUGUAUCGGCGCCGCGGAACUACGUCACCCGUCCACAUCGAACCCUACAUGAAACAGCCAAUAAUCACACCACCGGACUCCAGGAACAAUUCGAUGCUGGACGUGACCCACGGUGACCACACGUACUUCGUCGAGUACACGCUGAAGCAGGUCACCGAUUACGCGCUCAAUAAUCAGCCAGAUAUCAUACAGUCGCCGCAAGAUCAAGAAAAGAUCAAACGCGAGCCGCAACUGUUUUUGCCAGUGAGACCAGACACGUUGUUCGCGCCCUAUGACAUUCACAAGCAAGGGCUGCAGACAAACAGAUGCAGCCUAAACCCGUUCUCCGCAAAGUCCUGGGAGCCCAUCAGCUUCAAGACCGAUCGCAACCUGAUGAAGGAGAUCAUCAUCGCCAAUUCCAUACCCGGCCCGGAGAGCUGCGUGUAAACUUGAUCGCGGGGAGUGUAUCGAGACGCAAACACACGCAUACACGCACACGCCCAAACACCCACGUUUACUACAUAUCACAGGACGAUCGAUUUCGGAAGCCCGAAAACUGGUAUCGCGCGCGUCGGUCGAUACCCACGGCGGACGCGCGCGAGUAUCUCAACGCAAAGUCAACGAAUCUCGUGUCUCUCGCUUGUUAACGCGCGCGCCAGUGUGACAUAUCACGAUGACGAUAUCGUAGCAGACAUAUCAGCGUAUAUCGUAGUAUAUCGCGGCGCGCCCACGAUCUACUUCCCGAGAUCAUCUCGGGACUCCGGGAGCUUCGCCGAACGCUCCAGCGUCGAGGCCGGGAAACGCGAGGAAUCGCGAAUCGUCGCGAGGACGAUUUAGUCGCAUAAUUUAACCGAACGCUACACGUGGUGUACUAUUCCAAGUUUAAUAUAUUUUGUGUCAAGUC
Molecule: messenger RNA, 4586 nt
Organism: Linepithema humile (Argentine ant)
Lineage: Eukaryota; Metazoa; Arthropoda; Insecta; Hymenoptera; Formicidae
Gene: side-III
Product: protein turtle homolog A
Source: RefSeq, a predicted model, not a curated record